AUGAUCACUGUCGAGGAUGUCCCAAAAAGGCCUAGUCCUCGUCAUGAACGAGAGAAGAAGAGUCUUCUGAAGCGGAUGAGCAAGCAUCACGGAAAAUGGGAUACAAACCACCCUCGCCAUCGAUUAUUGGAGGCUCUCUUCGGGUUCUCCAGGUACAAGUCGAGACAAAUGACUGAACUCGAUCGUUUAAGGGGAUUGUACAAGCACGUCACCAAAGCACAGGAGAAGUUACUAGAGAAGGCAAUUGGCUACUCAAAAAAGUUUGACCAAGUAGAACAGCUCAUCAACGUCAACCAGGCACUGUGCGAUGGCAUCGUCGACACUGCUCUCGACUAUUACGGACUCUCGCAUGAGGAGCUCGUGCAGCACAGCAAAGCGAAGGACAAAGCGGGCCAACUGGCUGAAAAGGUCAGCGUCUCUCAGGCGCUGAUGCACUUUGUCCGUGACUGGUCAACCGCUGGCCAGGGAGAGCGGGAGGAUGCUUUCCCCUGCAUUCUCGAUACCCUGCAGUCUCUCUUCCCUGAAGAGUCUCGUACAAACGUUCGGGCUCUUUUCCCUGGUUCAGGAAUUGGUCGUUUAGCCCAUGAAGUCGCCUCCUUGGGUGGGUUUGAGGUUACAAUGAACGAGUGGUCAUCUUUCAUGAAUAUUGCAUACCGAUUCUUAGAAACUCACCAAGAGGCCGAGAUGAGAUCAUUUCAUCCUUUCGUGAAUAGUUGGUCACAUCAUGCGACCACAGCAGACAUGCUUCGGCCAGUCUCAUUUCCAGAUAAGCUGGUAAAUGCAAGCACAGUACUUCUGGUUGAGGGCGACUUCACGUCCAUCUUUAAACACAACGAAGGAGAAUACGACGUGAUAGUCACACAUUUCUUCAUCGACACGGCAAGGAACUUUAUGGCAUACCUGGACACCAUACGCUCUCUUCUAAGAACGGGUGGCUAUUGGGUCAAUUGCGGGCCCUUGCUUUGGGGUACCGGCCCUUUUGUUCAACUAUCGCUGGACGAAAUCGUUGAAGUCACGAAGAGUACUGGGUUUGAAUUUCUGGAAUCUAAAAAGGCCUGCGGAGGAGUAACACUUCGAGGGGAGAAGGUUAGGGGCAAGAAAGCAUUGUAUGGGUUUGACUCCAAAGCACUCACGACUAAUGCUUACCUGGCUCAGUCUUGGGUAGCAAAGAAGGCUUAG
Molecule: messenger RNA, 1179 nt
Organism: Colletotrichum godetiae
Lineage: Eukaryota; Fungi; Ascomycota; Sordariomycetes; Glomerellales; Glomerellaceae
Product: N2227-like protein-domain-containing protein
Exons: 2
Coding region: 1-1179 (392 amino acids)
Molecular function (GO): S-adenosylmethionine-dependent methyltransferase activity
Source: RefSeq, a predicted model, not a curated record